CAAACACAACAAUUUUUUAAUAUAAUAAACAAAAGAGGAAAGGAAGAAGAAAGAAAAAAAAAAAGAAAAGAAAAAUGGAUGUAGUGACCUUCGGCAUCAUAGUCGGGAUAAUCCUUCUCUUCUUACUGGCCGUUUGCUACAUCACUAUUCAAGGCACCUGCAAAUCCUCUUGAUUCUUCUUCAUCUCUCUCAAUUUCAAUCUUAACCUUCACCUAAUCCUCCGCCAUACCCGGAUUCUUCUUUAUUCUCUCCUCAAAAUGCCCAACUCCUGCUUUUUCCCCUUCAUUUUUGCUUCUGCUCUUGUCUUCUCCCUGUUUUUGGAUCUCAGCUUUGCUCAUGGUUCCCUUGGGCAUCAUCAGUGUACUCAUUCCCAUGGGCACCACCAGCACGCCCAUCAUCAUCACCAUGACGACGAUGUCUCUGUUACAUCCAAGCUGCUACCGGAGGAGCUGGCGGAGGAGGAGGAUAUGAGGCUUUAUGGAUUUGGACGACCCUAUGUCGAGCAUGAUCAUGAGAGUGUUGGAUCUUCCGACUUAUCUGGUUUGGGUCUUUGGAUUCGUGCAUUGGGCUGCUCAUUGUUGAUUAGCAUGGCAUCUCUUAUUUGCCUAAUACUCUUGCCAGUAAUUUUUGUUCGAGGAAAACCAUCCAAAGCUGUUGUUGAUUCCUUGGCUUUAUUUGGGGCAGGGGCUAUGUUAGGGGAUGCUUUCCUUCACCAGUUGCCUCAUGCAUUUGGUGGUGGCAAGCAUUCUCAUUCACACGCUGAUCAUCAUGGUCAUUCUCAUUCAGAAGACGAGCAUUCACAUUCACAUGCACAUACUUUGGAAGAUCUUUCUGUAGGAAUAUCUGUCCUUGCUGGAAUCGUGCUUUUUCUUCUGGUAGAGAAGAUAGUGAGGUAUGUAGAAGAUAAUUCUGAGGGAGGAAAUGAUUGGAGCCAUAGUCACCACCACCACCAUAAGAAUAAAAAAUUGAAGGAUGAUAGUGAUUCUCAUGACACCACUGAUAAAAAGGGCAGAGCUAAGUUGUUGGAUGGAGUGCCAAAUGAUUCAAAAGAAGAUCAGGGUACUCCACAGAAAUCCGUUCCUCGGAAGAGAAAUGCAAAUUCUUCCUCCAGAGAUGAUAAGGAAGAUCUAGUUGCUGCUAAUGGCCCCACUGCUGAUGUCAAUUCCUCACAAGAAUUUCCAGCUAAGACACCGUCAAACUUAGUGUUUGGUUAUCUCAAUCUAUUCUCUGAUGGCGUUCACAAUUUCACUGAUGGGAUGGCCUUAGGAAGUGCUUUCUUACUAUAUGGAUCUGUUGGUGGAUGGUCUAGAACUGUGUUUUUGCUUGCACAUGAACUCCCGCAAGAGAUUGGGGAUUUUGGUAUUUUGGUAAGAUCCGGUUUCAGUGUUGCCAAAGCUCUAUUCUUCAACUUCCUUUCUGCACUCGUGGCUCUUGCCGGAACUGCAAUUGCAUUGCUAAUGGGGACAGAUCCUGGACACUCAUCCUUGAUUGAGGGAUUUACGGCGGGUGGUUUCAUAUACAUCGCGGUUGCUGGAGUACUAGCCGAAAUGAAUAGUAGCAGCAAAUCAACUAUAAAAACAACUGUAUUUCAAUUAACUUCACUUGUACUCGGAAUGGCUGUCGCGCUUGGCAUUUCCCUCUUUGAAUGAAUCAGAGUGCAUUUAAGUAUGCUCUUUGAAUUCAUAUCUGUACUGGUUUCCCAUGUAUAAACACUGAUUAAACUAAAUAUGUUCAUAUUUGAUCCAUUUUUUGUGUUUUGUGGAUAGUUGAUCAACUAGUGUAAGAUUAGCAGAGAUGUCAAUUAAAAGGAUGCACGCAAUGAUCUUUUAGCUGGAGACUUACGGAUUCUAUGUUCCUUGGUAAGAUUUCUAUUUCUUGGCUUAGGGAGUUCUCAUGUUGUAUGCAUAGUGUAUGUUCAUUUUUAUUUGUCUGAGUCCUCAUGUUUUAUGCUGGGAUUAUUACGCUCUUUUAGAGCAUGAGGUCUCGUGUGAUAACAAUUUCAUUCUUUUUUA
This is a messenger RNA of Cucumis sativus (cucumber), 2012 nucleotides long. Its product is annotated as IAA-alanine resistance protein 1. Gene Ontology annotation, cellular component: membrane. The transcript has 11 exons. Gene Ontology annotation, molecular function: zinc ion transmembrane transporter activity. The record is from RefSeq and is a predicted model, not a curated record. Lineage: Eukaryota; Viridiplantae; Streptophyta; Magnoliopsida; Cucurbitales; Cucurbitaceae. Gene Ontology annotation, biological process: zinc ion transmembrane transport; intracellular zinc ion homeostasis. Bases 258 to 1649 code for a protein of 463 amino acids.